Messenger RNA from Hippoglossus stenolepis (Pacific halibut), 726 nucleotides. RefSeq names its product NOP10 ribonucleoprotein homolog (yeast) (gene nop10). Gene Ontology annotation, cellular component: box H/ACA telomerase RNP complex; box H/ACA snoRNP complex. Lineage: Eukaryota; Metazoa; Chordata; Actinopteri; Pleuronectiformes; Pleuronectidae. The transcript has 2 exons. The record is from RefSeq and is a predicted model, not a curated record. Gene Ontology annotation, molecular function: telomerase RNA binding; box H/ACA snoRNA binding. Gene Ontology annotation, biological process: ribosome biogenesis; rRNA pseudouridine synthesis; positive regulation of telomerase RNA localization to Cajal body. Bases 157 to 351 code for a protein of 64 amino acids.
UAUGCGCUCUGACUUCCGGCUGAGAAGAGACCUCGCUGCACGUGGGAAAGGAAAGAAGUGAAAUCACGAACGUCGCGUGUUUUUCGCGAUAGAAACGAAAUAAUAUCGACAUUAGUUGAUUUCUCUGGAUCUAAGAGACACUUUGUUUUCAUCGCGAUGUUUCUGCAGUUUUACGAGACCGAGUCCGGGGAAAGAGUUUACACCAUGAAGAAGCUGAAGCCCGACGGGCAGCCCACCAGCUCGGCUCACCCGGCCCGCUUCUCCCCAGACGACAAGUUCUCCCGGAACCGGGUGCUGCUCAAGAAACGCUUCGGCCUCCUGCUCACCCAGCAGCCCAGACCUAUCCUGUGAGAGAGGACGGAGGGAAGAUGGGACUUGAACAGAGAGAGGGAGCAGAGGAAGGAGGGAAGAUGGGACUUGAGCAGAGAGAGGGAGCAAGAAAACCCCAGGCCCAAAUUAACGGGACUGUACAUGUAUUGGAAACCAGCUGUCGUUGAUGUUAAGAAACAUUUUUUUUACCAGGAUUUGUUCUUUUUAGGUUUUGGUUGUUUUUAUUUUCAUGCUGAAUAAAUGGUCUCCAGAUGGACUGUAUUCUUUUGUUGAUGUGUAUGAAAUCUCCAGGUGACAAGUUGAACAGUGUCUCCUGAGGGGAGAAAUACAACAAAUGCAUUCAUCCUGUAUGGAAUCGGUGGAUUGUGAAAAAUAAAAAGCACAUGUUAAAACCAA